This is a messenger RNA of Lasiosphaeria miniovina, 928 nucleotides long. RefSeq lists its product as uncharacterized. The transcript has 2 exons. Lineage: Eukaryota; Fungi; Ascomycota; Sordariomycetes; Sordariales; Lasiosphaeriaceae. The record is from RefSeq and is a predicted model, not a curated record. Bases 364 to 843 code for a protein of 159 amino acids.
CUUGUGUCGUCUGUCAUUCGCUCGGCCACAUGGGUCCAGAUUUCUUACCUGUCCGGUCCGUCCACUAAAGCUUCAUUCAGCCUCAGCUUCCUAUCUACCGCCGCCGUCUCCGAAAAGGUGAAGGUAAUGGCUGCCUAAGCACCUAGACUGCCCUGGCAAGGCGAGUGCAAGUCGACAACAUUUCUCUUGCGAGGCUCAACGUUGUUGCGAGCAGUUCCCCCCCUUCUUGGUAACUGGAUUUCUGUGCCUACUACCUACCUACCUACCUACCUAUUCAAGUUCCUCGCGAGGUUGCCGUCAUGCCGUACAGUGUUUUGAAUCCCGAUUCACCUGUCGUGGUCCUGGUCAUUGGUUCGUCGCAGAAUGGCAAGACGACCUUCAUCAACCGCAUCGUGCCUAUGUCAAGCAAAAAGGUUGAUUUCGGCAAGGAGGGCGGUGGGUGCACCAGCUGCACCACCAAAGCUGGCUUCUACGACGUCGAAAUACCGAUUUCAGAGUACGCCAUAUUUGACCGGGAAACGCGGGCCGAGAUCGAUGUACCCGACAUCGCCGUCGAUGGACGAGCAGAGGGUCCUGGACGGGAACUGGUGGCGCAAGCAGAGCAGCUCCCGCUUCGACAUCUGGCUUCGCGACCCUGACGGGCCGUACCUGAGGCUGCGCCUGAUCGACACGCCGGGGCUCGACGACAGUGCCAACAAGGACUUUGAGAACAUGCAAGAGGUGCUGACGGAGCUCAACGCGCUGGCCAAGUCGAAUGUCGAGUGGCAGCGCAGCAUCAAAGCCAGUGUGCUCAUCUACAACCCCAACACUCAAAGCCAAAGUCGACGAGAUGGAUACCGCUGACCUGGUUGAGAUGUGGAGCCGCUACGGGCGGUCAGGGACCCCGCGAGCCCACGCCAUUCGACGUGGAGUUCGUACGACGAUCUUA